Molecule: messenger RNA, 1790 nt
Organism: Nerophis lumbriciformis (worm pipefish)
Lineage: Eukaryota; Metazoa; Chordata; Actinopteri; Syngnathiformes; Syngnathidae
Gene: snai1b
Product: snail family zinc finger 1b
Biological process (GO): regulation of DNA-templated transcription
Molecular function (GO): DNA-binding transcription factor activity, RNA polymerase II-specific; RNA polymerase II cis-regulatory region sequence-specific DNA binding
Source: RefSeq, a predicted model, not a curated record
CAUUUUAUUUAUUUAAUAAACUGUUUUUAAACCAAUAUUUGAGAGCUGCUAAUUUAUUGAGCUGUGUUUCACCGGUGUUUGCGUGUUUUGAAUGUUGCCGUUCGUACCGUAACUAAUACUUUUUAGAUGCAAUUGCUCAAUUGAAUCCCCGAGGGCGACAUAAAAAGGGGGAAUUGCAUUAAAAAGAUUUGCGACUCACGCACCGACAUUGCACGGGCACCUGUGGCGAAUGUCGCCGGUGGCGCCCAGAAGACACGCUGGGUGUGUCUCUGGGCGGGGAAGUAGUGCCCACCCACCCCGCUGCGUCUCCUUCCUGACGACUAUAUGAGGAGGUGUCCGUGCAGCACACUUUUGAGCCUCAUCUGUGCAUGCUGCGUUGCCUUUCCGUCUCAACAAGAAGAAACAACUCGCACCUGUGGGAAUUACUUUUAGACCUCAAGAUGCCUAGGUCGUUCCUUGUCAAGAAGUAUUUUUCCAGCAAGAAGCCACCAUGCUAUAGGGAUAGCCACCUGGAGAGCCAAACUGCUUUGGUCCCAGAAAGUUUCCCACGGGCUGAUCUUCCGACCCAGAACUCUGCCCUGACCUGCUACCCCUCAGACCUUUUCAGCAGCAUGGACAAACUGCCUGCACCCCUCUCUCCAAUCGCCUCAGCGUCCCUCCCGCCAUCACCACUUGGACCUCUGGACCUCAGCAGUUCUCCCUUCAGCAGCAGCGGUGAGGAAGAGGAAGACGGGGGCCGUUCUUCGGACCCCCCCAGCCCGGAUGUCAUCCAGCCCGACUACCACUGCGUGUACUGCAGUAAGAGCUACGCCAGCCUCUCCGCACUGUCCCACCACCAGACAUCCCACCACCAUCAGCUCCCGGUCAGCUCUCCGUCACCGCCCACUGAUGUGUCGGCGUCACGGCCGGCCUUCCAUUGCAAACAUUGCCCCAAGGAGUACACCAGCCUGGGCGCCCUGAAGAUGCACAUCCGCUCCCACACGUUGCCAUGUGUGUGUCCCACCUGCGGAAAGGCCUUCUCCAGACCGUGGUUGCUAAGGGGACACAUUCGCACACACACAGGUGAACGUCCGUUCGCUUGUCAACAUUGUAACCGGGCCUUUGCCGACCGCUCCAACCUCCGUGCACACCUGCAGACACACUCCGAAGUGAAGAAGUACCAAUGUGGCUCCUGCUCGCGGACCUUCAGUCGCAUGUCUCUGCUGCACAAACACAACGCCUCCGGAUGCAGCCCUGCCUCGUAGCUCCGUUGGUGCCACACCCACCUGAGGGACUUUGCCUUGAGUGCCUUUUUUUAAAUUGCUGGACAGUCUGUUUUUCCAUUUAAAAUUGGUGUCUGCAGCAGCCUAUAGACUUAUGUAUGACACAACAGCAGCUGGACAUGCAGUUAAAUCCCAGGAAACCCCAAUUGGUGCCGGCCGGUCCGGGACUCUGGCCAUGUUGCAGCUGCUUGGGUGUGUUUUUUGUGUACCGUAUGUGGGGAUGCCAUUCCUUAUUAUACAUGCAUGAUGUGUGCGUGUUGAGACAGCUGCCUGAGAAGGUGGGUAACAGGUGACCCUCCACUCACCCAUUCAGGAGCCCCACAGGGUGUCCCCGCAUAUGAACAGACCACUUUAGCUUGACCAAAUGACCCAGUUUGCUUUCACCACUAUUUCUCUAGUGUCUUAAUGGCGUGUGUGUCUUUUUUAAAGUUGUUUAUGAACUAUUUUGAUCAUCACAUGCCUUGUUUGUGCAUUUUUUCCCCUGCCACAUGUAAAUAAAAGCUUUUUUGUAGAAAAAAAAACCUUCCU